Messenger RNA from Rattus norvegicus (Norway rat), 577 nucleotides. Its product is annotated as disks large homolog 5-like. The record is from RefSeq and is a predicted model, not a curated record. Lineage: Eukaryota; Metazoa; Chordata; Mammalia; Rodentia; Muridae.
AGAGGCCUGCAGACAGACGUCAUCCCCUGAAAAUAUCCUAAACAAGGUGCAGGCCAACGAGGAAGAGGAGAGGCUGAAUAGAGAACUGGAGCUAACUACCAAGGAGAGAAAUGAGCUGACAGAUCGCCUCCUUUAUGUGACAGGUGGAUGCAUGAACAAGAGCCCCUACUUCAGGCCAAAUCCAUUUUAUGAAAACUUGAAGAUAAAGGAGAAAGAGGUCAUGUCAUUACUGCACAACUUAGACACAAAGAACAUUGAACAUCGUGAGAAAUUUCAGGAGUUCAAGAAGGAGAUUAACUUCUAUCGCAACCUGCACAGCCGGCUCCUGAUGGACCAGGCAUGUAUGAAGAAGAAGUUGGUCACAUUGAAGCAGGAGUGCAAGGAGUUACAGCGAUAUUUGUUUGAGAUGAACCCGAAUGAUGAAGAUGAACAGGAGAAGACCAGCAACCUCCAGACCCAGCAAAAUGUGGUAGGAACAAGCAGCUGAGUCAGAUUAACAAUGUCUGAUACCAUUUGCCUAUUGGAUACAUCUUUGCUUCCCCUAUCAUCUUUCUAAUCUCCCCACACCCAAUCAGUC